This is a messenger RNA of Hyaloscypha bicolor E, 3954 nucleotides long. RefSeq names its product elongator complex protein-like protein 1. The record is from RefSeq and is a predicted model, not a curated record. NCBI's taxonomy places the organism in Eukaryota, Fungi, Ascomycota, Leotiomycetes, Helotiales, Hyaloscyphaceae. Gene Ontology annotation, molecular function: protein binding; tRNA binding. Bases 1 to 3954 code for a protein of 1317 amino acids. Gene Ontology annotation, cellular component: elongator holoenzyme complex; cytosol. The transcript is spliced from 4 exons. Gene Ontology annotation, biological process: tRNA wobble base 5-methoxycarbonylmethyl-2-thiouridinylation.
AUGCGCAAUCUCAGGAACAUCCUCCAUGAGAAAUGGGAGCCUCCUGCUCAGUUCCAGGGACGACCUUUGACCUCUGCAACUUGGGAUCUAGCCAGUGACUGUGUUCUGUGCACUUUUGGGCCAACUGAGACCGAUGCUCUUAUAGAGUUGGUGAGAAUCAAGAUAAAGCAAAAUACCCAUGAGCAUACAGUCAUCACAUCUUGGGACGCACCCUGCCCAAAUCCAGAGCUUUCAUGUGACGAGGUUCUGAGUCUCCACUAUUUUGGCGACAGCUUGACAGCAUGUCUUGUCCUAGCAGGUGGAGAUAUCAUCGUCGUUAGGGAGGAACCUCUGGCAGGAGAAGACCGGAUUGAGAUUGUAGGGUCCGUGGAUGCUGGCAUCACUGCUGCAAAAUGGUCACCUGACGAGGAGCUCCUGGCUAUCACCACCAAGGCAGAUACGGUUGUCUUCAUGAGUCGGAGCUUUGAAGGGGUCACAGAUGUUGCUAUGACAGCAGAAGAUCUGAAAGCUUCGAACCAUGUCUCCGUUGGCUGGGGAAAGAAAGAGACUCAGUUCAAGGGAAAAGGUGCCAAAGCCUUGAGGGAUCCAACUAUGCCCGAGAAGACCGAUGAAGGUGUUCUGAGCCCCAACGACGAUUCUCGGGCUACCAUCAGCUGGAGAGGAGACGGCGCUUAUCUUGCUAUUUCGACCAUUGAGGGUGGUGCUAGACGACUGAUCAGAGUUUACUCGAGAGAAGGUGUCCUGGAUAGUGUCUGUGAGCCCGUGGACGGUUUGGAAGGAGCUCUCAGUUGGAGACCAGCAGGCAAUCUUAUUGCUGGUAUCCAACGAUUGGAUGGCCGCAUCGAUAUCGUCUUCUUCGAACGGAACGGUUUAAGGCAUGGCCAAUUCAGCCUUCGCCUUACCCCUGAGGAACAGCACUUGGCAGGACAGCAUAUUCGACUCUCCUGGAACUCAGAUUCAACAGUAUUGGCUGUCACCUUAACAGAUUGUGUUCAAUUAUGGACUAUGGGCAACUAUCACUGGUAUCUCAAGCAAGAGAUCAAGACCAGUUCUUUGCUUCCUACAAGCUCUGUAUUAUGGCACCCGGAGAAGUCUUUGAGGUUCGUUGCCGCUGCUUCGGACUAUCUCAGUGUCAUUGAACACAUCUUCACUACAGCUCGUGCAUCUUUGGCCCCGCCACAUGAUUAUGGUGUGGUGGGGGUCAUUGAUGGACACUCCAUCAAGGUUACUCCUUUCCGGACGGCUAACAUUCCACCUCCCAUGAGUUUAUAUGAGCUAGAGGCACCGUCGAAUGCUAUUGAUACUGCUUUUAAUUCGGACGCCUCCCUGAUUGUUGUCUUGCAUCAGACUGGAAUCUCUAUUUUCGGAUGGAAGAGUGUCGACGCCUCGUUUUCACCUCCAAUGCUCACCGGUCAAGUCACAUUCGCGAAGGAUGAAAUGCCAGAAGGCACUUACCACCAGAUAUCAUUUGCUGAGAAAGGUGAAAUCUUGGUAUUACAACGAGGCGCAACGGGAGCUUCACUCAAGCGAUUCGGUUUCAAUGACGAGACUGGUAGGAUGGAGGAGAUAGUGUCGAGAACUGCUCCUACGUCCAGCAUAUCUAGCUUGUCAAGCUUCACCCAAGAAGAAUCGACGCAUCCUUAUGUGCAAGGAAAGGCAGGAGAUUUGCACAGUCUGACAUUUGGGGAGCAUACUUUAUCGCAUUGCAACUUUCCUCACUAUCUUCCCUGGACUGAAAUAGUACCAUAUGGGGAGGAUCAUAUUGCCUUUGGCAUGUCUCGGAAUGGCCACCUGUACGCGAACUCACGCUUGCUAGUGAAGAACUGCACUUCCUUUCUGGUUACUCCAGUCCAUUUGAUUUUCACCACCACAGCCCACCUCUUAAAAUUUGUCCAUAUAACACACAUCAAUGAGCUUGAAGUUCCGCCUGAUGACCCGGAAACGGAUGAGCGCUGCCGCAGUAUUGAGCGUGGAGCACGGCUGGUCACAGCUAUGCCAAUGUCCCUGAGCCUCGUUCUCCAGAUGCCAAGAGGUAACCUCGAAACCAUCUUCCCUCGUGCAAUGGUUGUUGCAGGUAUCCGCAAACUCAUCGAGGGGAAGAACUAUAAAAAAGCCUUCACUCAUUGCAGGACUCAGAGAGUUGACAUGAACAUUCUUUACGAUCAUGCACCGGAGCAAUUCCUGUCCAACGUUGCACUUUUCAUCGACCAAGUCAAGAAGAUCACAUAUAUUGACUUGUUCUUGUCGUCUCUGAGAGAGGAAGAUGUCACGCAGACAAUGUACAAAGAGACUCGGGUUUCGCGAGACCUGGAGAAUGGCAUCCCUGCUUUCAACGACCUGAAUGGCGUGCCUCCUCAGCCGCCAAUUGUCGCAAGAUCAUCAAAAGUUAAUAGAAUCUGCGAUGCCGUCUUGGAAGUACUGAAGGCCAGGACUGCAACAAAUCUACAAAAUAUUAUCACUGCAAACGUCUGCAAGUCACCGCCAGCACUGGACGAUGGCUUAUUAGUCGUGGCCAAACUCAUGAAGAACGACUCAGCAGCGGCUGAUAAAGCUGUGGAGCACAUCUGUUUCCUGGAAGAUGUCAACAAACUCUACGAUAAUGCUCUUGGAUUGUAUGAUCUCGAUCUCGCGCUCCUGGUUGCACAGCAAUCACAGAAGGAUCCCCGAGAAUAUCUCCCUUUCAUGCAAAAUCUACAACAAAUGACCGAACUUCGGCGACGGUUCAGUAUCGACGACCAUCUAGGGCGCCAUUCCAAGGCUCUCUCUCAUCUACACGCUCUUGACGCCUUUUCGGAAUUACAAACCUACACGCAAAAGCACUCACUCUAUCAAUCCGCUCUCUCGCUAUACCGCUACAGCCCCAGCCAGCACGCCGCAAUCACCUCCCUCUAUGCCGAACACCUUGAAUCCAAAUCCUCCUUCAAAGAAGCAGCUCUAGCCUAUGAAUCCCUGCACAACUACCCGAAGGCCACAUCCUGUUACCUCUCAUCCGGGCCCUCCUCAUGGCGCGAAACCCUCUUCUGCGCUCUCUCCCAAACGCACCCUUUAUCUGGACCCGCACUCUCAGACCUUGCAACCUCUCUCUACGAUGCCCUCAUGGAGAGCAAAGACUACUUCGCAGCAGCCACAAUCCAACUCGAAUACCUCUCCUCAAUACUCAACGCCUGUCGAGCUUUCUGCAAGGGCUAUUUCUUCGCUGAUGCCCUACAUCUGGUUGCGUUGAAAAACGUCCCUGAAUUACUAGAACAAGUCAUCGACCCAGGCCUCGGAGAAGCAUUAGCGUCAAGCACCGAACUACUCGCAGAAUGCAAAGCUCAGCUGCUCGCCCAAGUGCCUCGAAUCCGCGAGCUUCGAGCAAAAGCUCUCGUUGAUCCACUCGCGUUCUACGAAGGCGAGCGAGGGGGCGGAGAUGGAGAAUUACCGGAUGAUGUGAGUGUGGCGGCUAGUUCGCGCUUGAGUACGAAUAGGAGUUUGUUUACGCGGUAUACGGGGAAGGGAAGUCAGGGGCAGAGUUUAGGGACUGCGGGGACGGGGGUCUCGAGGGCGACGAGCAAGAAUCGGAGGAGGGAGGAGAGGAAGAGGGCGAGGGGGAAGAAGGGAAGUGUGUAUGAAAAGGAGUAUCUUGUUGCUAGUGUGGGGAGAUUGAUAGAUAGGGUUGAGAGUGUUAGAGGGGAGGUUGAGAGGUUGGUUGUGGGCUUGGUGAGGAGGGGGAUGUGGGAGCGUGCUAGGGCGAUAGAGGGGAGUUUGGCGGAGGUGGUGGGUAUGUGUGAGGCUUGUGUGCCGGAAGUGUUUGGAACUGAUGCGUUGCCAACUCUUCCUGUAGGUACAGGUGAGGAUGGAUAUAGACCAGUUGGCGGAGAUGCGGUUCUCCAAGAGAGCAUCGAGGCAGCUGGGAAGCGAAAGGAACUUCCAGUCAUCUUGCCAUUUGAGAGACUGUCUUUGCUUGGCUCUUAG